UAAUGAAAAAAAGUAAAUCAACUCUGGUUAAUGAACAAAGCUCAAUCAACGAGCUUUCUUUGUAUCUAACAUUUCCUGUUGAGUAUGAAGAAGGGGGUGACUUUGACGUUCUUAAGUGGUGGAAGGAAAAAGAGAGAACGUUCCCGAUCUUAUCAAAGAUGGCUAAGCAAGUGCUAGCAAUACCGGUAUCAACAGUUGCUGUGGAACAAGAGUUUAGUGCGGCCGGCAACGUCCUAACGGAUUAUAGAACGAGAUUAAGCGCAAACUCUCUUGAGACGCUUGUUUGCUUCCACGAUUGGUUGAAGGCUAAACGUAAAACUCAAGAAGUUAGCAUUGAACCCACCCGCCACUUUAUGGAAGAAACAACCGAAGAUGGCGGAAAUUCCGAUUGAUUCUUAUUUAUUAUAAAGUGUAUUUCAUGUUUUAAUUUUUGCUCAAUUUUCAAUUGUACUACAUAUUUCAAAUAAAUAUAUUUUAACUUUGACUUGUCCAAUUGUACUACAUCUUAAUUUAAACCAAAAAAAAAAAAAAAAAAAAGGGCCGGCCCAAACCGGCCCCCUACCCGGCCAGGUAGGCCCGACCCGGACCGGACCCAAUAUCACCUCGGGCCGGUUCCGGGCCCAUGUUUGUUAAAAAAAGGCCCAACCGGGCCCGGAACCGGAACCAGCCCGGGUCCAUCACUAAUUGUGAUUAUAAUAUUUUUGGUACCAGAGUAGUAAAAAUACAAUAUUGAAGAUAAUAAUAGUGGAAACUAUGUGUGUAUAUUGUCCCGCAGGCCAACCCACAACGCAUUGGCCCAACCCACUUAGGAUGUUUUUACUUGGACUGUAAUUUGCCCCAGACCAGACCAGACCAGACCAGUCCAGACCAGUUCAGACCAGACC
Molecule: messenger RNA, 884 nt
Organism: Cuscuta epithymum
Lineage: Eukaryota; Viridiplantae; Streptophyta; Magnoliopsida; Solanales; Convolvulaceae
Source: the annotation of a GenBank genome assembly